Messenger RNA from Culicoides brevitarsis, 3437 nucleotides. Its product is annotated as endoplasmic reticulum aminopeptidase 2. The coding region runs from base 87 to 3350 and encodes 1087 amino acids. The transcript has 12 exons. NCBI's taxonomy places the organism in Eukaryota, Metazoa, Arthropoda, Insecta, Diptera, Ceratopogonidae. The record is from RefSeq and is a predicted model, not a curated record. Gene Ontology annotation, molecular function: metallopeptidase activity; zinc ion binding. Gene Ontology annotation, cellular component: cytoplasm.
GACGAGGAAACGAGGGCCCCGUUAAGUUAUCUGUGGUCGGUGGCGGAGGCCCUGGCUCAUCAAUUUGGCGACGAGAACGUAUAGUUAUGGGGGAUGCUGACUUAGAUGAUGUUGCCUUUCUCACAGGUAGAAAAUUAUCACGAAACGACAGCACUAGUGGUCGACCGCAACGUGAAGGCGUGGCAGUUUGCUCACAGAAACGGGCACUUUGUGUAACGGCAAUUGUCUUGGGCGCACUUUUAGCGAGUGCAAUAAUAAUUGCCUAUGCUGGACCACAAAGUGUCUGCCCAUGUGCCGGAAAAAUACCGCCUGGAUAUGUACCUGAGGGGGUCAACAGUACGGAACCAUUUCAGCCGAUUGCAUCAAACGGACAGCCAUUCCCGUGGCUGCAACCAUACUUACCUAGUCACAUUAGGCCUAUACGAUAUACACUGACGAUACAUCCGAAUCUAACAACAUUAGAUGUUAAGGGACAAGUAACGAUAGAACUCCAUGUAGACAAGGAAACAAAUUUUAUUGUGUUACAUGCACAAGACUUGAACAUAACAGAAAAGGCAAUUGUUGGACCGAAAGGCUACCAACUGAAGAUAGUUAAACUCCUAGAAUAUCCACCUAGACAACAGAUUUAUAUAGAGUUAAAGGAUAGAUUAAGGAAGAAAUCAAAUUAUACACUUAGCAUUCGGUGGUAUUCGCGACUCGUGCACGAGCCAGAAGGAUUUUACGUGGACGAGUACGACACGAGUGGAUUUCAACGAUUACUAGCUGCAACAGUAUUAGGACCAGGAACUGCUCGCAAGGCAUUCCCAUGCUUCGACGAGCCCCACUUGCGGGCUCCCUUCAAAAUAUCACUUUUUAGAGAUAGAUUCCACAUCGGGUUAUCCAACUCCCUUGUACAUACAACUGACGACGUUGGCUUUUACAUGGGCACGGGUCUGUUACGUGACGACUUUAAUGACACGCCACCGCUGCCUGCCGACGCGAUAUCCUGGGUCGUGAGUGAUUUUCGUCGCGAAAUUCUCGAGCCCUCAUCCACAUAUCAGACGACACGUGCGCCCGUCGUUACCUCGAUGACGCCAAAGCAGCUGAGUGCCCCAACGACCGCCAAAUCGCUCACGGACAACCUCGCGAAGGCAAAUGGCGACAAGAAACUCGUGCGCAACAUCACGGCAAUCUUGCGGGAAGGUCUUGUGGUGCAAGUGCCGCAUGCAAUUCAAUCGCACGACGCCAAACACGCAACCACCACGUCGGAAAAUUUGACUGUGGAAAAAAAUUCGACGAGUAAAAAUGGAAAUGGGCAGUUUGAGGUGACAAAAGCGCCGUCGUACACUUUUUAUGCGGCCAAUGACACACUGCCGAAGACGAAAUUUAUUUUGCACACAAGUCGGGAUGUCCUCGAGCAUCUUCAAGUGUGGCUCGGAGUGCAUUAUCCCUUGGAUAAACUCGAUUUUGUGGCUUUGCCGUCGCUAAAUGACGAACUUGUGAGCUCGCUGGGCCUCAUUUCGUGCCGUUCGUCGUUCUUGCGGGACGAAAAUACGAUCACGACGAAGGAAUUCCACAAAUCCGCCCUCGAAAUCUCAGAGGCAAUUGUGAAGCAAUAUUUUGGCGGAGUUGUUUCGCCGAAAAUUUGGAAGCACGCUUGGCUCUGGGAGGGUCUCAUCAAGUAUUUGUCCCGGAUUAUCCUGGCGCCGCUCCAACCUUUAUGGCCGAUGGACGAAUUGCACCUGAUGGAGACUGUCGUCAAGGCUUUGGACAACGAUGCGGUUCAAGGAUGGGAAAGUAUCUUGCUUGGCACGAGCGAAACCGGCAACAACGAGGAUUUUUAUGUGGAAAAAUCGGCGGGACUUUUGUCGAUGUUGCACGCGGCAAUGGGAGAGAACGAUUUCCGGGCGUGUCUCGGAACUUUUAUCAGCGCGUUUAAGUUCAACACGGCAGAACCGAUAGAUUUGUGGGCAAUUUGCAAGAAAAAAGUGAACGGAACGAAAAAUAUCAAGGAAAUGAUGAAUUUGUGGACGACGUUGCCCGGGUUUCCGUUGCUGAAUGUCACAAAAUCGGGACAAAAUGUGACGAUUAAGCAGAAACCGUUUAUGGCGGCAGAGUUUUUGACAAUUUUGGAAGAUCCGUCGUUCGAUAAUGAGACGGAGGAGGGAUCGACGACAACGAGCAUGCCAACGACGACGACAACGUUGUCGCCGAGGGAGAUGCGGAAGAGGAAGCAGGAGAAAUGGAUUUUCCCAGUGAAUUAUAUCACGAAUACCGAACAGAUUGCUGAUAGUUUUUGGUUUAAUACUUCGGAACUCGAUUUCACGAUAAACUACGACGUAAAAUGGAUCAAAAUCAACGCUGGUCAACACGGCUACUACCGAGUUUUGUACGACGAGGCUAAUUGGAAUGCCUUGAUUGAACAAUUAAAAAUCAGACAUGAUGUUUUCUCAGCCAAGGAUCGAAUUGGUUUGGUAUCCGAUGCAUUCACGCUAUGCCAUGCGAACUUAAUGUCUUGCCAAAUCACGAUGAAUCUCAUAUCAUAUCUACCGAAGGAACGGGACUGGGGACCAAUGACGAUUGCCCUGCGACAUCUCGAAAGAUGGCGAAAAAUCUUGAAAUAUUCCGAGUGUUACUUGCUUCUGGCGGAAUAUGUGAAAAAUGUGCUCGCCAAGUCCGUGAUGGAGGUGACGUGGGAAGAUAAGGACACGGAUGAGGUUCGUUUGCAGCGUCCCGAAGUGCUGAUGGCAACGGUUUUGUGGGAAGAACCCGAGGGCAUCAGACAAGCGAAGGAGUUGUUGCAUAAUCACAUCGUCAAUGGCACCGUUAUUCCACCUAAUUUGAGAUCGGUCGCCUACAUCGGUGCCGUUCUAUCGGGCGAGUUCCUCUACUGGCAAUUCUGCUGGGACCGUUACACGACAUUGCGAAAAGACAAGGACCGCCAAGAUGAGCGGUACGAACUUUUGCGCGCCCUGGGCGUCACGAAAGACGCCUGGCUGCAAAAUCGCCUUCUCACACACGUCUCAUCACUGCCACCAAACGAAAUUGCCGCAGUAUUAGAAGCCAUUGCCGGAACGCCAACGGGCGGCGCGAUGGCCUGCCGUUUCCUCCAGGCAAAGUGGUUCAGUUUGCAAUCGAAACUGGGCAAGGGAACAAUUAACUUUGCGCGUGCCAUAUCAGCAAUCACACAAUAUGGAGCAUCGAGAUUCGAUUACGACGAGCUCAAAUCCCUCGUGGAACGCUUCGGCGAAGGACCUGGCGUGCGUGCCCUUAAUAUGACCUUGAAAACUGUCGCUGGAAAUGUCGAAUGGGUCACGCGAUCACAAAGCUCCAUCUACACCUGGGUCGAAAUUAAUCUUGACCACAUUUAACUGAAAGAGACGGUCGUAAUCAACACAGAAUCAACUCCUUCUACUACAAUUUCUACAACUAGAGCCACGCCUGUCUUUUGUUAAACG